CCGCCCUGGGGUUUCCUCUCCCGCCUUGGGGUUUCCUCUCCCGCCUUGGGGUUUCCUCUCCCCCUGGGAUUUCCUCUCCCCCCCUGGGGUUUCCUCUCCCGCCCUGGGGUUUCCUCUCCCUCCCUGGGGUUUCCUUUCCUGCCCUGGGGUUUCCUCUCCCACCCUCAGAGCAAUCUUCUGAUGUGCGUACAGUACACAUUGGCCGAUCUGUCAUCGAGUCUUACCCCCCCCCCCCUAUUCUCUUAUCAAAUGAGAUGUCAUUGAGAAUACCAAUGUCCUGGUCCAAUAAAAACCAAACAAGUAGUGAAAUUAAAUAGUAGCAAGAGAGGAGAACAGUUCCACUGUUACAGAAGGCUACUGUACAUUACAAGCAGGCAUGUUGCAGUGUACUAAUCAUUGACAUUGUCUGAGAUCAUUGUACUGCCCAUGAUCUUCUCUCUUACAGGUUUUAUUGCACACUGCUGAACGUGAGAGACACUUUUUUCCCAAGAACAGGGUUUUUCAAUUCUGGUCCUAGGGACCCAAAUUAGUUUUUGCCCUAGCAUUCACACACCUGAUUCAAAUUAAAGGCUUAAUGAGGAGAUGAUUAGUUGAAUGAAGUGUGCUCGGGCAAAACCAAAAAUGCGCAUCCCAGGACCAGGAUAGAGAAACACUGCCAUAGAACAACAUAUUCAUGUUUUAUGGUAUUCAGUUCGUCUGGGUCAUGUUCUGAAUGAAAUGGGAAGGUACUAUCUGAACAUUAGAACACACAUUCUUGUUUUCUGUUGCAAAACAUUUUGCUACAUUGUGUCCUACUGAAUACGACCCAUAUUUAUGUUUGUCCAGUGGCUAUCUGUGAUAUUUAUGCCACUUCCUGUGCCUUCAGAGUUUGAUGGAGAGCUGGUCGGAUGACAGCUGGAACUGUUGUCAUAACCGGAGGAAUUCUCGCCACGGUGAUACUCUUGUGUAUCAUAGCAGUGCUCUGUUACUGUAGACUCCAGUAUUACUGCUGUAAGAAGAAUGGGUCAGAAGGGGACACCAGCUCCGUCACGCAGCCCCACUUUGCCUGCAACGCAUGCAGUGCUCCCGGGGUGGACGGGACGGCCGUCACUCCCCUCUCCUUCUCCCCGGAACUCCCUGCCUCCCACGCCACGGGCCCCCCACGUAACUAUUGCCCCACCUGUUCGCCCUACGAAUCACCCUUCUAUAUCCGAGCCACCGACGAGAUGCACAAUGGCGGCGAGCGCAUCACCUACAUGCCCACGCACUAUGAGAACCCAGCCCUGGCUCUUGCCCUGCCCUCCCUGCAUGGCUCCCUGCUGAGCACCAGCCAGCAUCGCAGCAACCCAGCACCGGACUUCUACACCAACACUCGCGCUAUAAGUACAGACGUGUGACCCACUUCCGAUGUCCUGUUGGCUCAUUUGGUUGGAGCGUGGUGUUUUCUACUGCAGGGUUGUGAGCUCAAUCCCUGCAUAGGCCAUGCACUGUACACAGAAUAUUUGUUCAUUAUUGCUUUGGAUAAAAGAGACUAUGUUUUUAUGAGGGUAAUCUCUGGUAGCCACUGUGUCUCUCUGCUGACAACUAAAGAGAAGAGGAUGAAAAAGGAGCAUUGAGAGACAACAUGAAGCUUUGACCCUUUGACCUGGUCAUGCACUUCCUUGUUCUUUCUCCCUACACUGUGUCAGCUAGCUUCCAGCUGGAUUUGAGCACACUCAAACAGUAUUGUUUUUUAAACAGAGGUAGCUAUCAUGUUUGUUGCUGUUUAAUUAAAAACUAGACUCCUGUAAUACAGAGUCAGGGAGCAUCCCUUAGUGUUCAAUAGACCAAGACCUAUACGCUGUCUGGCGAGGUAGUGUGUGGGAUUCUAAUCUUCACUGUUCGAGGGCUAUCUAUAUCGUGGUUUUACCUGGACCUACUCUUGUCAUUUCCCUGUAUCUGCCAAAAGAGAUUCUGAACUACAAAUAAAAGGAAAUUGCAUUUUCGAGUGAAGGUAUUCAGAAGAAAAUUAACAUAGCAAAAAUAGUGAAGAGACCCUAACUCCUUCAGAGCUUUCUCUAUGCAAGUUCUAUGCACGCAAAAACCGAAUUGGUUGGAGAGAAAAGUAUAACGAUGCAGCUGUCCAGCUUGUAUGUUUUUUUUCCCUCCAAAUGUUUGUCAUAUGUAACUGGAACUAUUGAAAGACUGUUGUCUAUUGUUUUAUGUUAUUGAAAGAGGUAUGUAGCCUACCAUGGCUACUUUUGAGACAAUGGAAUUUGAUCACAUAAUAUAAUAACUAGAAUAUUACAGUUUAAAGAUAGUUUUCAAGUCAGGACAGGGGCAUUUUGUAAGUGGGUGAUGCAGUAUUGCAGUUAGUGAUGAUUUGUCUGUCUCUGCAACUGUGUCAUUAAGUGGACUACCAUUCUUUGUGCAGAACACUGAAGCUACAGUACAGUUCAAAUUGUAUUUCUCUUCAUUGACAAUGAUGCAAAAAGUUGGAAAUGUAUAUAUUACCAAAUGCAUUGAAAGCAUUUCUAUUUGUUUGUCUCUUUGAUUAACUGGCUGAUGACAUUUUGGAUUCGGUCAUGAUGCAUUUUGAAUUGGGGUGUGUAAGUCUGGUAUGAUUUAGAUGUAGUUUGUGCCAUUUGGUGUCCGCACUCUUCUGGUUAUCUAAUUGUUGAUUCUAUGAACUGUACACAUCCAUGUAUUUACACAUUUGAGUGUUUAUUUCAACUUAUGAAGAACUUGAAAUACAAUAUUUAUGUAAUUGGUAACUAAAUACAUAAUUAUUAACCUUGUUAUAUGGCACUAAUUUUUAACAAAUUAUUAGACAACAUUGCUUGCCAUGUAUGAUAUUAUUUUGACCUGGUGUCUUUUUAUGUUUUAGUGUGAAACAGCAAAAAAUGACAGACAUGUAUGAUAGGGGUGAUACUAAUUUUACUAUAGGUUUCUAAAAGCACCCCCAUCUGCUACUUCUGUAUAGAGCUGAAAAGCCCUAUCAUACCUGUGACAACAGCAAUGCUCAUAUGGAUGUUUGCUCUUUAAAAAGGGGUGAAAAAUGUGUGUCUGUUCAAAACCUUCUAUAAAUCUGUCAAUUUAAAUCCGAACAAAGACAAAACAUUUCAAUUGAGAAUAUCUACCGAAUUACAUGCCCCAUAAGAAUACAUUUUCAUAUUUAAUUCCUGUUGGUUUAGGUUAUUCAUAAAAUAACUAACAAUUUUUAAAAAUACUAUGAAAUAUUAAAAGAGAAAAAAAUAUAAUCAUAUCUCACAUUGUUACAUUGUGACAAAGAUUUAUAACUGCUUGAAAUAUAUUUGUUGUCCAUAUUGUACACACACACACACACACCCUGCUCAAAGUAGCUAAAAAUAAGCCCAUAAGCAACUUCCAAUUUAAUGGAUGUAAACAACAAUGUAUUGCAAUUGUCUGAAGCAUUUUCCAACUUUCCGUUUUCAUAUUUAGCCUACCAAAAAUGUUACAAUGAAUAAAUUAUAUCACACCACCAUCCUUUCUCUCCCAGAAUCGAAUCAAAUGAGUGCAAUAAAAGCAUUGAUUUAAAUAUACACUGGAGAUGACAGAUAGGGGGCGUUGUUUCGAAGUCACCGUGCCUUGGCACUCCCCCACCGUUAUAAAAAAAUAUUUUGGAAGCUAUAGAAAGGAAUUUAUUAACGUCUACAUUUGAUAUUGCCACGUUUAUUCUAUUACAGACACCUUAAUGCAUACUUUAAAUUAUAUUAUGUGAGCUAAAUAUACAAAUAAAACAAGAAAAAUUUGAGAUGACUAAUGUUACUGUCCCCACUACAGCAAAACAAUACUUAAAUAUUGUCACGUUCUGACCUUUAUUUCCUUUGUUUUGUCAUUAUUUAGUAUGGUCAGGGAGUGAGUUGGGGUGGGCAGUCUGUUUGUUUUUCUAUGAUUUGGGUAUUUCUAUGUUUCAGCCUAGUAUGGUUCUCAAUCAGAGGCAGGUGUCAUUAGUUGUCUCUGAUUGAGAAUCAUACUUUGGUAGCCUGGGUUUCACUGUGUGUUGGUGUGUGAUUGUUCCUGUCUCUGUGUUUGCACCAGAUAGGGCUGUUUUGGUUUUUUCACAUUUCUUGUUUUGUUAGUUUAUUCAUGUAUAGUGUCUUUAUUAAAGAACCAUGAAUAACCAC
Molecule: messenger RNA, 4106 nt
Organism: Oncorhynchus masou masou (cherry salmon)
Lineage: Eukaryota; Metazoa; Chordata; Actinopteri; Salmoniformes; Salmonidae
Product: protein FAM163A-like
Exons: 2
Coding region: 888-1376 (162 amino acids)
Source: RefSeq, a predicted model, not a curated record